This is a messenger RNA of Carlito syrichta (Philippine tarsier), 532 nucleotides long. It is a transcript of the gene MAZ, whose product is annotated as MYC associated zinc finger protein. The transcript has 5 exons. The record is from RefSeq and is a predicted model, not a curated record. Lineage: Eukaryota; Metazoa; Chordata; Mammalia; Primates; Tarsiidae. The coding region runs from base 186 to 470 and encodes 94 amino acids.
AGGGAGCAGGGGGUGGUACUUCGCGAAGGAGGCCGGAUCACCUCAACAGUCACGUCAGACAAGUGCACUCAACAGAACGGCCCUUCAAAUGUGAGAAAUGUGAGGCAGCUUUUGCUACGAAGGAUCGACUCCGGGCGCACACAGUACGACACGAGGAGAAGGUGCCAUGUCAUGUGUGUGGCAAGAUGCUGAGCUCGGCUUAUAUUUCGGACCACAUGAAGGUGCACAGCCAGGGCCCUCACCAUGUCUGUGAGCUCUGCAACAAAGGCUUCACCACGGCAGCAUACCUGCGCAUCCACGCGGUGAAGGACCAUGGGCUCCAGGCCCCGCGGGCUGACCGCAUCCUGUGCAAGCUGUGCAGCGUGCACUGCAAGACCCCUGCCCAGCUGGCCGGCCACAUGCAGACCCAUCUUGGGGGGGCCGCCCCCCCUGUCCCGGGAGACGCCCCCCAGCCACAGCCCACCUGCUGAUGGGGACCCCCGCACCCACCAGGUACUGGUGAGGUUUGUCCAAUGGCAGCGGCGGCGGCAGC